This is a messenger RNA of Monodelphis domestica (gray short-tailed opossum), 2440 nucleotides long. It is a transcript of the gene CES2.3, whose product is annotated as carboxylesterase 2-like protein 3. The record is from RefSeq and is a predicted model, not a curated record. NCBI's taxonomy places the organism in Eukaryota, Metazoa, Chordata, Mammalia, Didelphimorphia, Didelphidae.
GUGCCCUUUGGUCCGAAUAUUUUGGAUUUAAGCCCAGACCUGGGAUCUGAUAGGCAUAAACAGAAGACUGUGCUGAGAGAAAGAUGUGGAACACUUCCGUGCUGCCCAAGGCCCUCACUCUGGGGGUCCUGUGCUUCCUAAUUUCAGUCAAAGGGCACAAGGCAGAUGACCUCAUCAGGACCACCGAGUCUGGACAGGUUCAAGGGACUCAAAUCAGCAUCAAGAAGCUUGACAAAAGUGUUGAUGUUUUCCUGGGAAUCCCCUUUGCCAAACCACCCAUUGGGGCCCUGAGGUUUUCCCCUCCCCAAGCCCCUGACUCCUGGAACAAUGUGAGAGAUGCGACUUCUUACCCACCCAUGUGUUUGCAGGAUGGCCUUAUACAAGAAAAAAUGGAAAAGGCCUUGAAAAUAAAACUCCCCAGGGUUGCCAUUUCUGAAGACUGUUUGUACCUCAAUAUCUAUGUUCCUGGCGACACAAAGGAAGGGGACCGAUUACCAGUGAUGGUAUGGAUCCAUGGCGGUGGUCUCGUUUUUGGCUCAGCCUCCAUGUAUGAUGGCUCGAUAUUGUCUGCAUCCCAGAAUGUGAUAGUGGUCACUAUCCAGUACAGGCUGGGUGUUCUCGGAUUCUUUAGCACUAAUGAUGAGCAUGCACCUGGCAACUGGGGUUACCUGGAUCAGGUAGCUGCCCUACAGUGGGUCCAGAAGAACAUUGCCCACUUUGGAGGAGAUCCUGGCCGUGUGACCAUCUUUGGAGAGUCUGCAGGAGGAACAAGUGUCUCCUCACAUGUUCUGUCCCCCAUGUCCAAAGGUUUGUUCCACAGAGCAAUCAUGGAGAGUGGUGUGGCCAUCCUUCCUGGACUGAUUGCUUCCAGUUCUGACACAGUCACAAAUCUUGUUGCCAAUCUGUCUGCUUGUGAGAGAUCCAGUUCUGCCUCCAUGGUUCAGUGUCUUCGAAGCAAAAGUGAGGAGGAAAUGCUGGCCAUGACCAAGCUUUUCAAGAUAAUCCCUGGAGUAGUUGAUGGGAAAUUCUUGCCCAGACAUCCUGAAGAGUUGUUGGCUGCAGGAGAGUUCCACCAUGUCCCUUGCAUCAUAGGUGUCAAUAACCAUGAAUAUGGUUGGAUUAUUCCUGCUGAGUUGGGCAUUUCUGAACUUAAAGAAAAGAUGGAUAAAGGAGAUAUCCAAUCAACAGUGCAAGGUCCACUUUUGGGUAUUCCUCCUGAGCUUGGCCAUUUGAUGAUUGAGGAGUAUUUAGGAGAUAUUGAAGAUCCUAGAGAACUUAGAGUUCAGUACCAAGAAAUGAUGGGGGAUUUGAUGUUUGCUAUUCCUGCCCUCAAAGUGGCUAAAUAUCAACACAGUUCCAGCUCUCCAGUCUACUUCUAUGAAUUUCAGCAUCGACCAAGCCUGUUUAAAGACAGCAAGCCAGAUUUUGUGAAAGCAGACCAUGGCGAUGAGCUGCUUUUUACCUUUGGAUGGUCUCUUUUAGGUGAUACCACCGAAGAGGAAAAAGUCCUGAGCCAUAAGAUGAUGAGCUACUGGGCCAACUUUGCCCGCCAUGGGAACCCAAAUGGUGCAGACUUAUUGCAAUGGCCAGCCUAUGGCCAGAACGAAGAGUAUAUGCAGCUGAAUUUGCAGUUGUCUGUGGGAAAGAGCCUGAAGGGGAAUAAGUUAGAGUUCUGGACCAAGACCGUACCCCAGAAGAUGAAGGAAUCACUGCUCCAAAAGGGCCGGAUGGAGUUGUGAUUCCUGAGCCUAACCAUUCUUGCAAUCGUUGCAUUUGGAUAACACAGAAGCAUUUCCUUUGAGGAGUUCCAUAGGCCUAAUGAAUGCAUUUGGGCCAAGUAUUUUCAUUCCUGCUAUUGGAGAAGAAUUUAACCAAUAUAAAGAAAGAAAAGGCAUUUUUAUGGUGCCUACUAUGCACCAGGCACGGUGCUAAGUAAGCACUUUUACAAAGAUUAUCUCAUUUGAAAGGGCCCUUCCAGUCCUGGGACACUGAGACUGUGAGGAGACCAACCAGUCCACUGAAUCACUAAAGACAAAAUCCCUCCUUCAAUCAGACAAUUAUAAAGAAAUGAUUUCAUUCUUUGUCUUUGUAUCCUCAGGGCACAGAAUGAAUCUGCCAGUUAGUAGAUGAAAAAUUACUGCUUCUUGAUUGAGUGGUUACGAGAUGGAAGGGACAUUAGAAAUCAUUGAACAAGAGUGAACACCGAGGCCCAGAGAAGGGAAAGGUCUUGGCCAAGGUGGUGCAGACACUAAGUAGCCAGAUCCCCUACCUCCAAAUCUAAGGCUCUUUUCAGUACCUUGAGCUGCUUCUAGGGACAACUUAGAAGAGGACCCAUCUGUUUGCACUUUAUUGAUUAGUAAACAGUUUCUAUACAACUUUUUUGUAAGGAGAUAACAUGAUGCAUUGUGGGUCCUGAAAAUAAAACUUCAAGAUAAUCAAA